This is a messenger RNA of Solanum stenotomum, 1070 nucleotides long. Its product is annotated as TATA box-binding protein-associated factor RNA polymerase I subunit B-like. The transcript has 4 exons. Lineage: Eukaryota; Viridiplantae; Streptophyta; Magnoliopsida; Solanales; Solanaceae. Gene Ontology annotation, cellular component: RNA polymerase I core factor complex; RNA polymerase transcription factor SL1 complex. Bases 74 to 958 code for a protein of 294 amino acids. Gene Ontology annotation, molecular function: RNA polymerase I core promoter sequence-specific DNA binding. Gene Ontology annotation, biological process: nucleolar large rRNA transcription by RNA polymerase I; RNA polymerase I preinitiation complex assembly. The record is from RefSeq and is a predicted model, not a curated record.
UUUUGCUGCUUUUCUUGAAAUAGAGAACCAGUUGGGACCUCCUUCAAGGUCCUGCCCUAUCAGUACCAUUCAUAUGUUCAAGCCUAUCAGAACUGUCACCUUACAAAAGUUAGAGUCCCUUGCUGCCUCAAUCGCCAGGAAAAUAGGCUUGGAUUUGCUUUCAGUGAACUUCCAUGCUAUAGCUUCCCGUUAUCUCAAGCAUUUAUCGCUUCCUGUUGAGAAAAUUCUUCCUCACGCAUGCCAAGUGUAUGAGUGGUCUAUGCCUCCAGAGUUGUAUUUAUCAGAUAAUGACUCCAGGCUACCUUCUCGUGUUUGUGUGAUGUCUAUACUGAUUGUGACAAUGACGAUUCUUUAUGACCUAAAUGGCGGAAAAUGGGAAUUGAUUGCAUCUUGUUCCAAUAAUUUAGUGUCUGCUGUUGAGAAUGGAGCUGGAGAAUGCGGUUUCAGUUGCAAUGCAAGAGAAUUUUCAAAAGAUUUACAUUCAUAUCUUCCGUACUGCAAAGAUGUGGUUUUCGCUGGACUAGGACCUGCUUACGACGAUCAUGAAGUAAAAAAACUAAUAGAAGUUUUUUGGGACUCCUAUCAAAGCCGUAAGGCUGGCAAAGCAUCAGAAGAUGGGAAAACCAGACAUGGAUGCAGCAGCACACCAAAAGAAAGCGAGAACUUUAGGGAUGAUGCAUGCAAAUGCAAAUGCAAAUACAAAAUGUCAAGGGACGAUGGUGAUUCAAACGUGACAUUAAGACAGAUGAAAGCAGAUAUGAAAGAGAAUCGAUUUGUUUAUAUACCACCAAGGAAAAAUGUGAAGAAGAAAGACGGGUACAUCAGGUAUGCUAGAAAGAAAGAUGGGGCUUAUCUUUAUGCAGUACAUGCUGAUUAUUACAUAAUACUUCGAUCUUGUGCUAAGGUUGCACAAGUUGAUGUUAGGACUAUGCAUGUUGGAGUAUUGGCAUUUGAGUAAAGAUUGGAAAUGCUAGAAAGAAGAAUAGAUUUUUGUUUAUGUAAGAGACUUCCUGAUGAUUUCUGUGAAUUUUGUCGCGAUUAGUAAAGAAACUCAUCAUAUAUUGCCAACU